Molecule: messenger RNA, 1081 nt
Organism: Dryobates pubescens (Downy woodpecker)
Lineage: Eukaryota; Metazoa; Chordata; Aves; Piciformes; Picidae
Gene: POMC
Product: proopiomelanocortin
Exons: 2
Coding region: 1-771 (256 amino acids)
Cellular component (GO): extracellular region
Molecular function (GO): hormone activity
Source: RefSeq, a predicted model, not a curated record
AUGUCAAGCACACUGUGGAGCAUCCUGCCCGUGGUGCUGUGGCUGCUGCUCUGGCACCCCACAAGUGCCAGUGGCCCAUGCUGGGAGAGUGGCAAAUGCCAGGACCUCACCACUGAGGCGGGUAUUCUGGCGUGUGCCAGCGUGUGCAGGUCGGAGCUGUCCGCCGAGGCUCCGGUGUACCCCGGGAACGGGCACCUGCAGCCGCUCUCGGAGAGCAUCCGCAGGUACGUCAUGAGCCACUUCCGCUGGAACAAGUUCGGCUGGAGGAACAGCAGCGGCGGGGCGCGCAAACGGCAGGGGCCGGCGGGGGACGGCCCGCCCCCCGCAGCGCCGCCUGCUGGCCCCCCGGCGCAACGCCAGCAGGAGGAGGGGGCCGGCCCGCAGCGGGAGGAAGGCAAACGUUCCUACUCCAUGGAGCACUUCCGCUGGGGCAAGCCGGUGGGGCGCAAGAGGAGACCCGUCAAGGUCUACCCCAACGGGGUGGAGGAGGAGUCGGCCGAGAGCUACCCUUUGGAGUUCAGGAGGGAGCUGGUGCUUGGCACCGGGGCACCGCCUGAGGAGGAGGAGGAAGAGGAGGAGGAAGAGGAAGGCCCAGAAGAGGAGAAGAAGGCAGCGUCGGGCAGCUCCUACCGCGGGGGCCAGUACGGCUGGCACACGCCCUUGAAGGACAAGCGCUACGGGGGCUUCAUGACCUCGGAGCACAACCAGACCCCUCUAGUGACUCUCUUCAAAAAUGCCAUCAUCAAAAGCGCCUACAAGAAGGGGCAGUGAUGGGGGGAGGGGGAGGGAGAGCCCGAGGGGUGUCCCAGCCUCGCCACCAACCGCCACCACCACCCCCUCUAGCUUUAGUGUCCCCCUGGCAUUGUGCUUCACCUAGAGGUCACUCGUCCUGUCGCUCUGCGUUAGUGCUCCGCAGGGAUCCACUCCCGCCUUAGGGAUGAAGAAAGACAUCAACCACUUCCCCACACCCCCUGGACAUGCUGUGGGAGCAGGGAUGUCACCACUUUGGAGCACACCGAGUGACUGCCACCUUUUCACCGAGCUGUACAAUACUGUAAAUGAGAGAGUAAAAGAAUUCUAA